AAACAGCCACUAGUCUGCUCUCAGGAAGUACUGUAUGAAUAUUAAUAUGGAUGCAAAUGCUCAGCGAGGAUGCCCAGCGCUUGAACCAACGCGGCGCGCUGAUAUCUGCGCAUUUUUGUUUUGACGUUUUUUUUCCCUCUCCCCUCAUGCGUUCAUGCCUGAGCUGGAAGCAUGUUUUUCUUUAGCGGAGGUCGUCCGUGCGAGGAUGAUGUUUGCAGAGGAACAUUUUGUAACGUCGCAUUGAAUUGCAUCAUGGUUUUCAAUCAGAUCUCACGCCGGUCAGUCAACGCCGAGGCUCGGUAGUACAGUGCGCUGUUUAUCAUAAAAAUGGAAGACCUUUCACGUCAAGAAAAGGCGUCAGUCCGGUGAUAUGCGUCGGAAUAUCUGAUUGUUCAUCUCCGCGUCAAUUGACACAUCUGGGGAAGGAUUUAUUUUUUCCCCUCCUGUCUACCAAGACAGCUGUGUCAUCAACAACCGGCGUGGUUUUGUUGUUGUCUGAUUUUUACGAGUCUGGGCAACUGGAUCGGCUCAGUCUACCUCUGCGCCAGCCAUAGGCUUCACAUUCAGUAAGAGGAGGGCCGUCUGUGACACACGUCCCCUUCUCCCGAGUCUUCUUCUGUACCAUGAGCUCUGGCUCUGCCCAGGAUGUGGCAGUCGAGCAUUUCCUGCGUGACAUAGAGAGGCGAAGCAAGCGGCUACACUGCGCUGUGAUAGGCUGCGAGGAGGAGAGACCCCGCAACGACAUGAACCUUCUGUAUCGUAAGAGCCGCUUGGACUGGAGGCAGAGAGACCAAGAGGGAAGUAAAAAGAGCUCAACCCAGAACGACCCCUCAGCUACUGUCGGCAAAGUCAGAGACUUGGCUUCUUUCCGUCGGCACUUCCGGAUGGGUUUCAUGACUAUGCCCGCCUCCCAGGACCUGUCCCCUCACUCCUGUGCCUCUGCCAUGGCGCCACGCUCGCAGUCCUGUCAUGCUGUUGGUGCCGGCGAUACAAGUUUAGAGAAUGGAGAUUACUCUGACACCCAAUCUCAACAUGGGGGCCGUUGCCCCCCAGCCAAACCCAAACGUCAUCCCAGUACUCGCCUCAGCUCCUCAUCAGCUGACAGCAGAGGACCUCCUGAGACUCCACCACCCCCUCCACCCACUCACUCACAGUCAAAACACUCGGACAAGAAAAACGCCAUGAAGAAGUCUGACUCUGGAGACAUUGGUUCAAAGAAGGUUCCUCCUUUAAAGCCCAAGAGAAGUCCCAGUACGCAGCUUACCUUUGACUCUCUUCCUCCACGUGUGCCUGCUUCUGCAACAUCGCUGCCAUUCCAGGCAGCAGACUCUCAGAUUCAGACAGGAGAUGGAGACGAUGAGCCAGUAUAUAUAGAAAUGGUGGGCCAAGUGUUCACCAGAGACAGCCAGACGGCCACGCCCCACCCUGUCACCCCUGUGGCCACUACACCGGACUCUGACUCAGACCAGAGUGAGGCCAUUUAUGAGGAAAUGAAAUAUCCGAUGCAGGAGGACAGAGAGUCCCACAGACACCUCCCUCCCAAACAUGAGAAACUAAAAUCGAAACAUUUCCAUGUCACGCCUUCGUCCUCCAGCAGCUCCUCAUCUCUGCCACGCCCCUCCUCUUCUUCCCCUUCCUACUCCAAACCCAAAGCUACGGUGUCAAUAUCCCAUUCAUCUCCUCUGCCUUCCUCUGCAUCCUCCACGCCUGUACCCCAGGUCCUCUCUGCCAGCCCCCACACGCCACGGGCUCCUACUCCGUAUCUCUUGCAAGGGAGUAAAUCUGAGUCUGAGUCCAACACAAAGAUUCCAGCACCUUUCCCCAAUCUUCUACAGCACCGGCCCCCCCUGCUCGCCUUCCCUCAGCCCGCUGCAGCCUCCAGCGGGGUCGGGGUGCAAAACAAGGCGUCUUCUGCUAAAAUGGGAACCCAAACAUCAAGUGUGACAACUCAAGCGAGCACCUCCUCCUCAGCUUCUUCUAACAUCUCUGUAUCCCUGUCAGGCUCCAAGGAGUCGUCAGGAGGAAGUUCAUCGCAGCAGGACAAACACAGCAGAGACGCCCAGUUAGGCCCUGCUCCUGGACUGAGAGCCAGGAGCCACUCCACACCCCUGCCGCCCUCCUCCAAAUCCACCUCCCCCUUCUCUCAUCACCAUCACCACCCUCACCAUCGGCCCUCACACUACCAUCACUAUCGCAAGCCAGAGAGAGGAGACUCGCCCGCUCCAAAUAAGAGCAACUCUCAGACUUCAAACCAGGCCACAGUCCAGACACAAACCUCAAGUACAGGCAAGGAAGGCAAGUCUGUCAGUUUCCUCUUGAAGUCUGAUAAAGGAGAGAGGGAUAAGGACAGAGACAGAGACAGAGACAGGGACAGGGACAGGGACAGAGACAGGGACAGGGACAGGGACAGGGACAGGGACAGAGACAGAGACAGAGACAGAGAUCGGACUAGAGACAGGGACAGAGAGAGAGACAGGGACAGAGAGAGAGACAGGGACAAGGAGAAAGAUAAGGAUAGAGACAGAGAUAGAGAAAGGGACAGGGAUCGGGAUAAGGACAGAGAAAGAGAAAGAGAAAGAGAAAGAGAAAGAGACAGAGACAGAGACAGAGACAGAGACAGAGACAGAGACAGAGAUCGAGAUCGGGAUAGGGAUAGGGAAGGAGGGCCACACUCCUUACAGAUGGAUAUUUCUAACACCUCCAGCAGCCAAACGCCUCAAAGCAGCACCAGCUCGACCCCUACGCCAUUAUCGUCAUCCCAGCGUCCUCAUUCUCGCCCACAUCUCCGCUCUCACACUCCUCAUGGCCUGCCAGCAUACAAACCUCCCUCUUCUGACAGCCCCCUGCUAUGGACCUACCCCUCCGGUGGCUUCCGGAGACCGCCGGCUUACGAUAGUUUGAGAGGCAGCUCUCAGACACCGUCUCUUCAGCAGCCCUCGAGUCUUACUGGUGUAUGUGAGGGAGGAUCCAAAAGCAAUGGAGGGUCUGCAUCCCUCCAGUCAAAAGUUGGCUUCAUGCCUUGGGACAGCAGUGCCAGCUUAGCUGCAGAUGAGGGGUCUUACUGGCCUAUGCAGAGAAAAUUGUCCUUCAGCCAUGGGAGCAGAGAAACAGAGAAGGAUGAAGGGCGGGCGUGGAAUGGCAGUGCUGAUGCGCUGUUGAGGAUGGAUAAGGACGAACUAGGGAUGGGCUCUCGAGGAGGCCAAUCAGGCAUCCCAGUUCACUUCAGUGGUGCCACCAGUAGGGCCCUUGGUCACAGUGAAUCGCUGGCCGGUGUCGACAGCAGCCCAGGAUUCAGAGCUCUGCCUAGAGUAGGGCUGCCUCUUCCCUGCCAGACUUUUCCUGCCUGUCGCAAUGGAGUGGGGCGGCUGGGCCGCUCCUCCUCUGCUGCUGGAGUGAGACAGGUGGGUGGAGGAGACGUCCAGAGACAGAGCAGUCUACCAGCACGAGAAGCCCUGAAUCAGCUGCACAGUCUGGCCCAGCCUCAAGCGCCCUGCAGUCCCAGCGGCCCCAACAUGUCUCGGCAGCAGCAGCAGCUUCAACUUCACCAGCAGCAGCUGCAGUUAAAACAGCAGCUCCAGCAGCUUCAGCAUCAGCACCACCUGCAAUUGCAGUUCCAACACCUUGCCCAACUGGCGCAGGGGCAGCCUCCUGUCAGUGGAGGCUCCACCCCGUCCACAACGCAGACCCAGAGAGACGGCAAGCUGCUAGAAGUCAUUGAGCGUAAACGCUGCCUGUGCAAAGAGAUCAAGGCCCACAGGCGCCCUGACAAAAGCUUGUGCAAGCAGGACAGCAUGCCCAUCCUCCCUAGCUGGAGACGGACACCUGAGCCUCGAAAGACUGGCACGCCACCCUGCCAGAGGCCGCAGGCGGUCGUGUGGGACACGGCUAUCUGAGCUGGAAAGACAGGCCAGUGAGUACAGCUCCUGAAGAAAGACAAAAAAAAAAACAAAAAAAAAAAAAAAAACACAAAUAUGCUGAAAGUAGAUGAAUAAUGAAAAGAAGAAAAAUUGAUAAAGUAACUGGAAAAUCCUCUUAAAUGUUGUGGUGAUAUAAUUACCACAGAGCAACAAGACACUUGUGUGAUAAACUGAUAUGAGAGCAGUAAUAAAAGUUACUGGGGUCUGAACUCGUUAGGGAAAACCUUUUUAAAAAGAUAGAUAAAGAUGUGAAGAAUAAGUGUUACAAUCAGACUAAAUUCAUUUCUUACCCAGUUGGUUUGUACCGGCUCUGUACUGUGUACUACUCUGACGUGUUCCAGUUGCCAAUCAUUUUUGCCACAAAACACCAGUAUUAUUGCUACACAAAGAAGACACCAACUAAAUAAUAAUGGGUGGGUUGUUUUCCGACGUUGGUGUUGCCAAAUUUCUUCCUGACUACUUGAGACAUAAAGGAAUCAUGUAUUUUCUCCAACACUCAUAAAAACUACUCUGUGGAUGAGCAAAGGCAGAACUCAUAGAUAAGUUGUUGAAGUGUUUCUUGAAAUCGUGAAUGUAUAUGAGAUGUCUUGGUAUCAAUAGAUUGUCAUUGUGGAUGCAAAUAAUAAUCACCGAGGAGUAAAAGCUACCUACUGUAUCUGUUUGCAUAUUUGUAAUGUAAAUCUAUUUACUUUCUCAACGUUUCUGCAAUUUUAUAGCAAUAUGUUCCCAAAGCUGGAGCAACAUAAUUAAAACUUGUGUCAACUAGCCUAACAUACAUAUCUAAGACUUGAAUAAGUCAUAUUUACUGUGUCAUUCUCUGCAUGUCAUGAUAGACAUACAGUAUUGUAAAAAAAAAAGAAAAAAAAAGAAAAAAAAUCUGUGUAGAGAUGAUCAUGUCAAAUUUUUACAUACAGAAGAUCUUCACUAUGAUAAUGUGUGGUUAUAUAAAAAGAGGUUGCUGGGGGGAUGGGGAGGGGGGUCGUAAGGAAAGGUGUGACAGAUACAGGCACAUACUGUGCAGUCCAGCCAAAUAUAGACACAGAUCAAUGGUACAAAAACUUCAUCACUCAUGCUUAUCCACAGUUGCACAUUAGUGAUUGUUCCACCACUGAAAAUCAAGCACUGACACCCAUCAACACAGACUGUGCAAUAUGGUGCAACUGAUAAGACUGUGAGUAUUGAUCACCUCAAACAGAAUGCUGGAACAAUCUGCACAAAUCAUCGUAUAGGAGAAAUUAAACCCUAAUGUACUGUAAAUAGAUAUGUACAACUGUAUUGAAAAUGUAGCAAAUAUUUCCAUUUUCAUACUUGUAAUCAAUACAUAUUAUGUAGCAUAUACUGUAUAAACAUAACUUUCUUCACUUGUUUUUUCUAAAAGAAUUAAGUACUUUAUCUGCUGCAGCCAGUCCAUGCAUUACUUAUAGUUCUACUAAUAAACAGUAAGCCCUCUACAGAAAGGCGCAGUCCAACAUUUGUUAAUUUAAAUUUAUGCAAGACUCCCUUUAAGCCGUGUUAUUAAUUCAUUUACGCCCUUUUUCUACAUUCAUUUUUAUUUGUGUACAGAUUUCCACAGCUUGUUGUCUUGACAGUUUUUGAAUACUUUGCUGCUAUCUUGAACUACUGGUGUUGUUCAUUCAACUACAUGGUGGUACCAUGAGAAACAUUAUCAAUGUAGUGGUUAUUGUUACAUGAUUUGUUUUCUUUCCGAAAAGCCACGUGAAAUGACGUUUGUACCUUGAAGAGUAAGCCCUUCUGUAAAAGUAUUAAGGCGCUUGAAUGUCUCUUGGUUGUUGUUGUUUUUACGAUAGUUAGCACCAAACUGUACAGUACAGUACACCCAGUGAAAAGAAGACCUAUUUAAAUGUUUGAGAGUCACUGCUUGGCCUUUUUUUUAAAAAAACAAACAAAAAAACAAACAGACAAACAAAAAAAAAAAAGUUAUUUCUGUUCCACCUGCUUGUGUUUGAGGGUCAAAGUUUUUCAAGCUUACCGAGUCCAUUUUCAAACAAACACACGUCAGGUUGAAGGAAAUGGGCAAGUGCAAUGCAUGCAGAGAUUCUUAACACUGAAAUGUUCCAAUGAUCCUUAGUAUUGUGCCCAAUUUCAUUUCAGAUACUGAGUAAUCACUUUACUACAAUUCCUUUUCACAGACUGAUAUGGAGCCCUACCUAUAAUUUCCAAAAAUAGUUUACAGAAGCUGUUGGUUUUUGUGUGUCUACUAAAACAGUGGCCAUUAUACGAGUGCCAUACUAUAUUGAUAUGGUAAGAUACGGUGUACCUUGGAAAUCACUGUAGUGCUAUAUUUGCAUUGAUAUUGUCAUUGAAAAUAAAUUUUAUAUAAUGAACUUUA
This is a messenger RNA of Mugil cephalus (flathead mullet), 6267 nucleotides long. RefSeq names its product neuronal tyrosine-phosphorylated phosphoinositide-3-kinase adapter 1. Lineage: Eukaryota; Metazoa; Chordata; Actinopteri; Mugiliformes; Mugilidae. Bases 624 to 3893 code for a protein of 1089 amino acids. Gene Ontology annotation, biological process: phosphatidylinositol 3-kinase/protein kinase B signal transduction; neuron projection morphogenesis. The record is from RefSeq and is a predicted model, not a curated record. The transcript has 7 exons.